Molecule: messenger RNA, 726 nt
Organism: Solanum lycopersicum (tomato)
Lineage: Eukaryota; Viridiplantae; Streptophyta; Magnoliopsida; Solanales; Solanaceae
Source: RefSeq, a predicted model, not a curated record
AUGGGGGAUGAUAAUUGGGAUAUAGGUGUAAACAAUGUUGUAGCUCCUAAAUUAGGUUUGAAUACGUCUCUUGUUUGGAAUUAUUUUGACAGACCUUUAUCUCCUCGCAUGAAUAGUUUUACUGGUUUAUCUAAAAUUGUUUCUUUAGACUUUCCAAUAGCUCGUCAGGAAAGAUUAUAUGAUCAGGUUAUCAUAACAAACCAAAACAACAACCAACAAUUGUACUUACAUUCAAUCACUCCAGUUCAAUUUAUCGAACAAAUAACUGUUCCUCAAUCACGAACAACGGUGGAAUUUGUGCCACCAACUACAACACAAGCAGAAUGGAUAGAUCUACAAAAACAACUAGAUAUAGGGGCUAAAAUUCUUCCUAAUUUUUCUUUUUCUAUGAAGACUCCUUUGACCCAAUCUCGAACAAGUAAAAACCACUCCAUAAUGCUUACCUAUGAAUCAUUACAAGAGGAACUCAGAAAUGACAAAUGGGCAUGGCGCAAGUAUGGUCAGAAGUAUAUCAAAGGUUCCCCAUUUCCAAGGAAUUACUACAAGUGUAGCACAUCAAAACACUGUGAAGCAAAGAAACAAAUUGAGAAAAGCUCAAAGGAUGAGAACAUUUUCUUUGUAUCUUGUUCCGGUGAACACAAUCAUUAUCCACCCAUGAGCCGUACAUAUCUUGCUAGCUGCAACAAUAAUUCCAAAUUGAAGCUUCCAAAAGGCAUAAAUAUUUAA